AUGGAAUUCACCUCUUUUUCUUGGGAAAUCAAUUCCAUUGAAGAUCCAAGCAUACCACAACACUUCUAUUUCCACGAUUGCUUCUCCAUCAUCUUCAGUUUCACCAAAGAAUUGAUCCAAAUUACUCAACCCACAAGUCCAACCUCUGACUCUGAGGUUGACUUUUCUUCUACAACUCUGGCCAACGAAGCGUUCUUGGUUCCUUCCGAUAUCCUGUGUAAUUGUACUCCCUUCACAGACCUCAAUGGAGAAAACACCGCAUUCUUACAUGACGUCUUCUCUUCAUUGCCUCUAUCCCGUCAGAUAUUGGAUCAAAUUUUACCUGCAAUGGGCGAAACCGCAAGAACGAUUCGAAGCCGUGAAGGGUGUGACUCCAGCAUGCCGGAGAUUGUUGUGAACCUUUAUAUUACUACGCACAUUGUUGUCGAAGAUUCUGAUUUCUAUAAUGAUGAUCUUCGUCAAAACGUUCCUGAACUGGCACAACUCGUGAAUCUGUUGGAGAGACCCAGAAUUGAUAAGCAAGAAGAUGAUGCUGAACAACAAUGCGCGAUUUGCUUGGAAGAGUUUGGCCAGAGUAUUGAAGAUUCAAGUGUAGAAGUUGUUCGCACAAAUUGCUCGCAUGUUUUCCAUGAAAGCUGCAUAUUCCGUUGGCUCCGGCGUUGUGCCGACCGGCAAUCGCCCUAUUCUUGCCCGUUAUGCCGCUGUAGCAUAUUUCCAACCUCACAGAUGGAUGAGGAAUAG
Molecule: messenger RNA, 741 nt
Organism: Arachis duranensis
Lineage: Eukaryota; Viridiplantae; Streptophyta; Magnoliopsida; Fabales; Fabaceae
Product: E3 ubiquitin-protein ligase AIRP1-like
Exons: 1
Coding region: 1-741 (246 amino acids)
Biological process (GO): protein ubiquitination
Molecular function (GO): ubiquitin protein ligase activity
Source: RefSeq, a predicted model, not a curated record